This is a messenger RNA of Porites lobata, 11638 nucleotides long. The record is from the annotation of a GenBank genome assembly. Lineage: Eukaryota; Metazoa; Cnidaria; Anthozoa; Scleractinia; Poritidae.
AUGGAUACCACCGGUACGUUAAGCCUUCGACCGAUGAAAAGUAAGCCUGGACUAGGCUCGUCUCCGUUCGCACCCCGAUUUUUAUUAUUAUUUAUAUCAUUAUUUUUAUUUUCUAUUUUCUGUUCUUUUUCCCGCCUUUUUCCCCACUGUGAAGACUGGCCUGAGACAAACAAAAAGUCAGUAUCAUAACAUAAUUUGAGGUUACUUUUCCGACUUCGGGCAUGCACAACUGUAUCCGUUCUAAGAUAAUACCACAGAUUAAUAUUAAUUACUCAUAGCUGGAACUUUCGUAUAAAGCCUCAUAAACUAAGUUUUGUUAAAGCAUGGGCUUAAGUUACACGCGCGGGGAUAGAAAGUCUGAAUUUUGUUCUUAUACCAACCAAAUAAGUAUCUCACUAAUGGUCCUUUUAGAACACCCUAUAUUCUUCCCAUAGCAGUUUAGAGAUAUGUGUUCCUUUUUCAGAUGUUGACGAAUGCAGUGCUUCUUCUCCUGUAUGUGACAGCAAUGCCAACUUCUCCAAUAGUCGUGGAUCGUAUAUCUGUACCUGCAGGGCAGGAUAUACAGGCGAUGGAAAAACAUGCCAAGGUAGGUUUGAAAAUGUCAAGUUAACACAGAGGGUUAGGGACGUUUUUCUUUAUACCAACCAAAAACAAAUUUCACCAAUUGUCCUGUUAAAACACCCUUUGGUCUUCCCAUAUUGCAGUUUAGUGAUAUGUGUUCCUUUUUCAGAUGUUGACGAAUGCAAUGCGUCGUCUCCUGUAUGUGACAGCAAUGCCAACUGCUCCAAUACUCGUGGAUCGUAUAUCUGUAUCUGCAGGGCAGGAUAUACAGGCGAUGGAAAAACAUGCCAAGGUAGGUUUGAAAAUGUCAGGUCAACACAGAGGGUUAGGGAAGUCUUUUAAUCUUACAUCUUGUGGCAACAAUGAAAAAACUUUCCUAGCAACCUUUCAUUUUAUCCGACAAUGGCGGCUGUUAAGAACGGCUAUUAACAACAGCCGUCGAAUUUUUGUUUUCGCAGCCAAGUGAGAUCAUGCCUUGGGCUGUGUUUCUUACCCUCUGUACUUAUUAGACUCGUUAAUAGAAAAUCAUGAAACAAAAUAGGCAAAAAAUUAACAAAUGAUGGAGAAUAUUUGAUACGGCCUGUGUAGAACGCCAUGACCCACUUCAAUUAUACCCAAAAAGUGAAAACAGCUACAGCAAAUGCGGUAAACUAAAGCUAAAUGUAAGCCUACCGGGGUGGCCAGAAAAAACCUUUCCCAAACAAACUCGUCGGGGAAAAGACAAGAAAUUUGGGACGGGCAAGGCACAACUUACUUCGUUGGCUGCAUAAAAGGUCUGCAAAAGUGAACAAAACCUAGAGGCUGUAUAGGCUGCGCGUAAUAUCCCACAGGUUUAUUUUAUAAUAGUAAUACCAGAGUUAAAUACUACUGACUCCUAGCUGGAACUUUUGUAUAAAGCUUCAUAAACCAAGUUUUGUUCAAGCAAGGAGUUAAGUUACACGAACGAGGAUAAAGAGUCUGAAAUUUUUCUUUAUACCAACGAAAUAAAUGGCCAGAAAAAAACCUGUCCGAAGCAACCUCGUAGGGAAAAAAAAACAGGAAAUCUGGGGUGGGAAAGGCACAGCUUACUUCGUUGGCUGCAUAAAAGGCCUGCUCAAGCGGACAAAACCUAGAGGCUAUACAGGCUGCACGUAGUAAUUUGCAAACAAUGCACCAGACGUUGUGCAAAUGAAUACUGGCUUGACCUCAGCUCUGUGCUAGCAUUCAGUUUGCUUUUGAGACAGGUAAUACCAAGGCUAUGUAGAAGGAAUCAACCAGGCACUUGGUCCUUCUCAGAAGGAAACAGCCCCCUUCAAAUCUGCUACAGGCGAGAUAAUUAUCCAGGACGGAGCGCAACAGAAAGAGCGCUUUGUAGACUAUUAUUUUAAGCUGUAUGCCAGACUGAGGUGGUGCCUGAAGAAGCCCUGAUGAACGUCAUAAAAUGCUAACCUCUUCUGGAGGAGCUGGAUAUUGAACCUACAGAAGAGGAGGUGAAAGAGGCUCUGGGUUCGCUUUCCUCUGGAAAAGCGCCCUGUCAGGACCGUUUUCCAGCUGAAAUCCUGAGGUGCAUGCAGCAAAGACGAUGCCUUCAGCAAGCUCUACAAAAUCCUGUCUGUGCUGGCAAGAGGUUGAGGUACCAUAAGACAUGAGAGCGGCAAACAUAGGGACCGGAGAGACUGUUUCAACUAUCAAUGCAAGGCAUCACACUCCUUACCAUCGCUGAAAAACUGUUUGUUCAAGUUGUCCUAAAGUGUCUCCAAGCGCUUGUAGAGGGAGUUUAUCCAGAGUCACACUGUGGUUUCCAGGACAGACGCUAAACUAUUGAUUUGAUAUUCUCCACCAGACAAUUACAUGACAAAUGUAGGAAACAGAGACCCCACUGUAUAUCUCAUUAAGUGACCUCACUAAGGCUUUUGAUCUAGUAAGCAGAGUUGGGCUCUUCAAAAUCCUCUCGGAAAUUGACUGCCCAGCGAAAAUCUUCGGUAUCAUCAAAUCUUUUCAUAAUGAUCAACCUCUGAUACCUUUAAUAUGGUUCCCACCUUAUUUGGAAUCGUCUUCGUCAUUCUGCUGAAACACGCCUCUGGACCUUCAACUGAAGGAAUGUACCUCCGAACGAGAUCUUAUGGUAAAUUCUUCAGCCUUACCAGAUGGAAAGCCAAGACCAAGAUUCGUGAGAAGCGCUUACGCAACUUUCUUUGCGCCGAUGAUGCAGCAGCAACCACACACUCUGCGGAUAAAGUGCAACAACACAUGAAUCGCUUUAGCUCUCCCUGCAAGUGUUUCAGACUUACUAUCAACCUGAAGAAAACACAAGUAACUGGACAAGAUGUCACCAGUCCACCUAGCAUCAAAAUAUUUGACCAGCAGAUUGAAGUUGUUCAUGAUUCUACAUCCAUUUGUUCUACUUGAAGAGAAAGUAUCUGAGUCCGCGAUAUUGAGUUAAACAAAAGAAUAGAAAAAGUAGCAACCACAGUGUUUAGUCACUCAAAGAGAGCAACAAACUGACCGAACACACCAAGGUCAUGGUAUAUAAAGAUUGCGUGCCGAGCACCAUCUCGUGUGCUGGCGAUUCCUUGACUUUUCGUGUCAACGAGAAACGCAAACAUAACGACGCUGAACUCAGUUUGGUUGGUUGUGAGUUGUUACCAUUCAUUGGGGUUUUCGUUACCAAUAUGAAGCUCAAAUUUGGCGAGGAUAAGAUACAUCUAUGACACAUUACGUUUAUUGGGUUAAAUGUUAGAUAUCGGUCGUUGCUAUGAUUACACGCAGGGGUUUCAAAAAGCACUGACGACUGCCGAAACUUGUCAAUUACUUUACUCGGAGAAGCCGGCUACUUUUUUCCCAAAAGAAGAAACAACAAGUUUUAAUUAUUUCGUAAAAAAAAGCUAUAAUAAUAUCAUAGAAUAUAAAUAAAACAGUAAUGAUAAUAUUGCAUAAAGUCAUGCAGGGUACUUGUAUUUUAUGUUUUUAUAGUUAAGAAAAUGCGGUGUUUGGUCAUACCCCGGAAGCUAGGGACGUUUUGCUUAACCAGUGACGAUGGAUUUUGAUAGAUUAGAGCACCUUUGAUAUUUUUGGCUAGCUACAAUCCCGGACAAAACUACUUGAGAAAGGUUUCCCCAUCAUGUCCACUUUCCUUUCCGCAACAAAACUAUUUCCAAAACGACGCCUUUGCGGGAAGAAAACCCCUUCCUCCGAUUCAAUGUUGCUUCCCAAAAACUCCCAGGGAUCAGGCUUUCUUUUGAAUACACAACAACAUUGCUUUCAGGGGAAGGGGGAGAGGGAAGAACCGGUACAGCUACGAUUUUUAGAAAAAUGCUGUCCAAGUAUACAAUUUUCUCAACAGUUUUGUCCAAGAUUGUAGGUGGUUAGUGGUUUCAAUUUUAUAGCUAUGCUUUUAAAAGCCGGCAACAAUGAAAAUAAAUUCAACAAGAAAACGAGGCUGAAAGUCGCAGCCAUAUAAAUUCUGAGAAACGCACUCCACGAGAAAACCAACAUGCUCAUACAUCUCCUUAGACUUCUCCAAGAUACUUUUAGCAAAGCCUUACCGUUUGUUUGCUUGAACGUUUGAACGACUAUUUCGGAAAACGAAACCUGUGCAAAUUUCUCUAGAAGUGAGUGUACUCGAAAUAAACGAAAGGCAAGUUUGAACGCUGUAACUAAAUUAAAGCGAACGGCUACAGUUCCUGAUGACAUCCCUUUCUGGGUCUGGAAGGAUUAUGCCGAACUAUUAACGACAGUUAAAACUCAAGUCUAGAAUUUGCCGCUGUCAACUCACAGCUAGCUGGACUCUUGGAUGAGGGCGAACAUCAACCCCUUACCAAAGAUCGACCCCACUAUCCCCAACGAGAAUUCUGACCGGUACAGAAGCAUCAACGUCACGUCCGUGAUCGCAAGAACAUUCGAAAAAGUUGUGUACCACACCCAUGUUCAAGUGGUUAUAGAAAAGAACCUUAGCCCCACCCAAUUUGCAUACAGGCAAGAGGGUAACUGCACAAACGCCUUAUCAUCUAUUCAACACCAUGUAUAUAGACACCUAGACAGCAGUGACUGUAAGGCACUUCGUUUAUUUACAAUGGAUUUUAGCAAAGCGUUUGAUUCCGUAAAUCAUAGCAAGUUAUCACCUAAACUUAAGCAGCUACCCCUCAAUCCUUACAUCGUUAACUUGUACCAUACAAUGUAGUUUUUUGUUUGCUACGCAACAGCGAAUUUUCUACAAUAAUCAACUCUGUAACUGGAGGGUCGUUAAUAAGGGAACCACCCAAGGAAGCGUAAGCGGGCCUUACCUGUUUAAUAUAUUUUUGAAUGACCUAGAAAUUUCUUAUAACAAUGUUCCUGCUCAAUUAAAUAUGCUGAUGACUUUACAAUAGUGUCUCCUGUUACCGUAAAGUUCCCAUAGUAGCGACCCUUGUUACUUUCGGGGGGUCGUUAUUUUCGGGAACCAAACACCAUAAAACAAAGUUGGCGCUAGCUCUUUCCAACAACAUUUUAUUUGUGUUAUAAGGAAUAAGUAACAGAGAUAUACCUACUAAAUACAGCAAUAGUUUGAUUAAAAAAGAGAGCAAUGAUUAACAAAUGAGAAGGAAUUCAUUUGUCCAGUUUCAUACGACGAAUGAUAGUUUCAGGCAUGCCAGGUUGUUGCCUUGUUUUAACGUGCCGUAUCAUGAUAAAUUUGUGAGUGCACGAAGAUAUUUAUUUAGUAUUGUAGAUUAAAAAUUUGACUAUGGAUUGCAAAUAGAAUAAAACAACUGAUAAAGGCAUUCGGUAUGUUUAUAACGUAAUUAAAAAAAAAAAAACUUAGUCUCGAUACUCUUUGCCGGGUCUCGCUACUUUCGGGAUUUAUAAGAAGUCACUAACUUUUGACGUUACUUUCGAGGGGCCGUUACUAUGGGAACUUUACGGUAGCAAUAAAUGUGAUCCGUCUGCUAACUUGUGGAACAUGUCUAGAGAACACGUCUUGCAAUCCGGAAAAUGUAAAAAACGUACCUUCAGAUGAAAAAGCAACAAUUCUCAAUAUAACCCAGUAUUUGACGAGUGUAGCUAAAUGUCGUGGCUCGUGGGUACGUAGUGGGUAGAGGCUGGGGGUCGUGGGUAUGGGUAAAGGUCGUGGGUAAAAAAAAAAAAAAAAGCAAAAAGUUGUAAAAUUCAUGAAACGAAAAUCUCCGCUUACAUACCAGGAGUCCUAGUCCCCUUCCUUGCGGUCAGCAAAGCAAAUAAGCGAAUCGUUUACUACAAACGGACACUAAAAAGACAUUCAGGCGAAAAAUAAAAGAAACUCUGUAAACUAUAUAUGUAAACCUGAAGCAGGCUAAACAAAAACUGGAGACUAAACUGCUGUUUCUCAAAGAUGUCAACAUUCGUGACUGAAACGUCCUUUUCAGUUUAAGGAAUGAUGUUCAGAAUCGUUACAGCAAAGAUUUUAUACAAAAAAAACAAACAAAACAAAAAAGAAUCGAGAAAAUUGAUAUUUCCGCACGGCAAUAAAAUUUACGUACAGUCUAGCCUUGACUUGAAAGGUUGAGCAUGAAAGUGGUUCCUCCGUAAUCUAAGAGACCUAAAACGUCUUUAAGAAAGACUUCUAUCCAAAAAUAUGAAAUGGCUCAAAUUGUCUUUUUUUUUUCCUCAAUUCACUCCCCCUUCCCAUUGAUUGCAUUCUAUCAUGUUAAAAAAAUCUCCGCUGAUAAUUGGGAUUGUAUACGUAGAUUGAAUUAAGAGUAAUUAUAGUAAGCAGCUACAACCAGCCUAGGGCAGGAGGUUGAAACAGCUAUUUCCAUUCAGCGAGUCAGAGCUGUCCCAUACUUUCUGCAAAUUGCACGUUUCUACAUACUUUACGUCUGUUUCGAUUAUUUCGCGGUGAUCGCUCAGACAUGGAUAAAUCUUCAUCAGUAACAUGUCUUUUAUACAGUGAUGUAGCGAAAGAGGACCCAAGUCCCACAUGGCUAAGAAAAUAUCAGGAAGAAGACGAAGAAGAAGCCGCGAAAAGUCGGACAAUCAAGGAGUCGGAGAUUUUUGUUUCAUAAAUAUUUUACAUAUUUUUCUACUUUUUUUUUUAAUUACUUUACUUAAUCAUUUUUUUGUAUACUUUUUUUACCCACGACAUUUACCCACACCCACGACCCACGACAUUUAGCUACACUCGCAGUUUUGUCGUCCUAUGGAAAUAAUACAACAGGAGUAUCGCAGAUAAUCUGUGUGAAGUGUCAGCGGGAAGUUUUAAAAUUUUCGAAAUGGAAAAAAAUUCCGGAAAAAAAAUGUAACGAAGGCCUAAGAAAUCAGUUUGGAGAGUGCCACUUGACACGACAGAAGCGCUGCGCUAAGGAUUCUCAGGCCGAGUCAGUUCUAACAGACGGACUGAAAAAAAAUCCGCUUUGCCUUAGCAGAUUCAGCCUUGAGAAGAACGCAGAAGUCACAUUUGCACUGAAGCGAUUGAUAAACCGACAUUCAAAGGACACAGCAUCGUAACGAAUUUUAAAUCAUGCUUCUACCAAAGAUGUGACAAAACUAACGUUAAAGAAUUCACGCUGAGUACAGCUACACAUUGUACUGUGAGAUCGCGUAAACUUCAACUGUACGGAGAUAUUAAAAGCCGAUAUCUUAGAUAACAGCAGUUAUGGAAAAUUAUCAUAAUUAGUUUUGCACGAAUCUUAUAAAGGAACAAUUUAUUCAACAGGCGGGAAUACGCGCGUCUUGACUAUUGCAUAAAGGUGCUGCUAAACUUACACAUUUUUCCUUUACUGAACAUAAACUGUACCGAGGCGUGUCUUGGUCCGCUACAUAGAGGCUAUAUCAUCGUUCAAUUUUUUAAGUGUAAAAUCCCUGAAAAAGUUCUCCUCACUGAAGCAACAGGUAAAAGAUUUUCAUUUUUCGGCCUGGAACCCUAUGUGAGUUUUGCAUCGAGGCAAAUAGAACUCUUACCCUCCCCCCAAGGAACAUUUUUCAUUACUUCACACUCACCGAAGUUUCAAAUUUGCCGCCUCGGUAGUCAUCGGAAUUUUGCAUGCGUGAAGACGCCAUUGUUUAAACCAUUUCAAAAAUGACCAAAGAUGGUCAAUUUUACAACAGAAAACAAAACCUAUUGUUUUCGAGUUUGAUCCGCUUUUCUUGAUACUAAUGGUGACGUGCUUAGCAGCACACACAGUAUAUGCAACUAUAAUUUGGUGCCAUGAUGGCGACGUCAGCGAAAACAAAUAAUGAAUUCGCGUUCUUUUAAUCGUGAUUAUUAUUCAUUCAAAAUAUUUCUCCGAUUCUGAUUGGCUAAAAGAACACGUUUGAUUCACCAUAACCAGUUACUGCUGACCAAAUUGGGAAGAAUUUUGUGUUUAGCGAGGAAAUGACGUCAAAAAUGUAGCGUUCUUGCGGGUUAAUACCCCGUUAACCGAGAAGACCUGGGGACGAGGUUGAGUUGUUUUGGUUGUGAACUUGAAAAAUGGCGGACAUUUCACUCGUUUCAAGAGUAAGAACUAGGCGAAAAAAUAGCUGAAAACAUGGCAAGAACAGCAAGAAGACAACUCGAAGGGCGACAUCUGCUACUUAGAGAAUAUUUGUGGAGCUGAACAACCCUAAACGUGCACUAUCAAAGAUGAACUUAACAUCGAUGGAUCGAUGGAGGUAAGCAUGUUUUAGCUAUGUUUUUAAACUAGGAAUUAUUUUGAAUGAAUAAUGAAACAAUUAUUGAAUUCGGCUUUCGUCUCAUAUGAAGAAUUAUGGAGAUCUCGGAAGGUGUUAUCCGCCUCGGCCUACGGCGUCGAAGGAUAACACCCUCCUCGAUUUCCAUAAUUCUUUAUAAGAUACUCAGCCUCAUACAUUAAUUGUUAAUUAUUCCAUCUCGCUAAUACUAAACGUUCGAGGUCAGAGUAUUAUGGAAUGCAUCCAAACUUAAAAAGAGAACGAAAAAUUGGUCAUGUUCUGUUUACCUUGACCCAAAAAGCGUAAAUUAGGAAAUUUUACGUCGUAUUCGAUGUACAACAGGGUAAAAGAACUUUGAUCCAAUCGAGAUUAAUUGUGAGGAUUUAUAGUGUGUGAACAAGCUAAGAUCUUUGUACCCUUUGUUUGUGUGUGUGGACUGAGUAAUCGUACGUACAUUUAUUAUAGGUGCGCUUGCACUCACCAUGGUAAAAGGUAUUUGCCACGUUAGCAAAGCCGUGGUAAACUUUAACGUGGGUUUAGUUCACCGUGAUAAUGUGCGGUUACAAAUGAGUAAUUCCUAAGGCAAUUUAGACGCUUUUAAGGCUUCAUUCGCCCUUUUGCGGUAAUAAUCGCCUUCAGUCAUGGCAUUAUUUCAUGUUAUGUUGAAAAUUUAUGGGUAAUUUAGCUGAAGUUUCAAGUUAUAUGUUAACCCUUAUAAUUUAGCGAAGGUACAUAGCAUUUUUUUUUUUAAUCCUGACCCUGAUAUGUCUUUUUGCAAUUGCAUCAAAUGGAAACUCGGAAACAAAUCCGAGCCUCAGAUGGGAUUCCAACCUAUCGUGAUCUAGUCGGAUGCUCUAACCAUUGAGCUAUUGGAGACUCGAUGGCCAAGGCGAGUAAGGGCGAAAUGUGUUUCUUUUACAGUUCAGCUGCAUCCCACUUUUCAAAUAGACACAUACAUACAUAUUAAUUGGCUCGUCCCACAAGGCUUUUCAGUGUCAAUGUUACAGUAAUGAUAUUAAACGCAGAAAGCUAAAACACAAAAAAAUUAUUAACUAACUGUAGGAGGCAUCCAGGGAACUCAUCUAAGUUGAUGCUUAAAGCUUUUAACGGAUUCUCUUAGCUUGAGCUCUGGUUGCAAUUUAUUCCAAAGGGACGUCGCUCUUAUUCGAAGGACCUUUGGCCACUAGCAGUGCGGAAGAGUGGUAUUAUCAACAUUUCUGAGUUAAGGUUGUCCUUGUCGAAACGGCCGAUCUUUUAACGAACUUUGAUGUUAAGUACGCUGAAGCACACCCAGUCAUGCACUUAAAUACUAAAACAGCAAGUCGAAGGUAUAGCUGUUGCUUGACUGGGAGCCAGCAUUACAUGCCAGGAAUAGAACAUAUUUUUGCAAAAUAUCGUUUCUACUUCUGGCCCAUAAAACAGUUCAAAUUUUCGCCUUAAAAUGCUCCUGUUACUUCCAUCUGAAAGUAAAAUCUGUCAUGUCAACAUCGAUUUUUCUCUCAACAGCGCGAAAGAAACCCGUUUAAAAAAUGGAAUUUUUUGCGGUUUCAUGUUGAUGUUAAAUGUAGAAACCUGAUUGGCUCUCUUGUCUUGGGUAUCGAAAACUCCUAGCUAUUCACCACGUUAAAUGUCGUGGGCAGUUUCUUUCUCUUUUUGACUUAACCACAGAUGCAGCAAGUUUAUCUCAGGAAAGUCCGGUCACACGACCCUCGCCAAUUUCCCGCGGUAAAAGGGUCAUAUACCAUGUAGCCUGUUCCAGGAUCUAAGAUAGUGGGGAGGACUCGACAAUGAAAGGUGCGCGAAAAGGGGGGCUGGGCUUGAAAAAGGAGAAGGGAAUAGGAGAGAGAGAGAGAGAGCCUUUAAUCAUUUCUUUUACGACACUCUUCCGCCCACUUCUGAGAUAAUUAGAUUUCGACUGUCAAACUGUUGAAAUGUACAUGAGUGAGGAUCUGUCUCAAAUUUCUCGCGCGAGUAUUUCGCGCGGCGCUUAUCGCUUCAGAGUGUAAAAAGGGGGUCAGUAGGCAACACACCACUCUUACCUCGUACCAAAUGCUGCUUGUUCCAACGAAUUUUUUCUUCUGGUGUGUAGAUUAUGCUCUGGAGGGUUCUACGUUUAAACUGAGCAAAUGUGAUUUUCGCCGCUUUUUUUCAGGCUGAGAGGCUGUGACACACAUAAUGACUUUUUUGCGGUUAUUGUUUCUGGUCGGCAUGAUUUGCCCUCUGAUGCACGACCUUUUUUGAAACGUAAAGUUCUUCUGUGAAAGGUUUGAACCCAGGAGUCAUUUCAUAAGUAGUUUGAGUUUGAUCGUCCGGGUGAACGCAGUCCUGAAUAGGACUGUUGUUGUUGACAGUAACUGACGUUUCGACAACCUGUGCGGUAGUCACCUUCAGAGUCAAAGUGAGUUGCAUCACGUCAGUUGAUGAUAUAAUGUCAAUGACCUGUAAUCAUUUCAGAGUAUAGUAUCAUAUAAUAAUAGUAUAACAUGUUAGUAUAAUUAACAAUUAUUCCUCGAGCCCGAAUUGGCUCUGAGUCAAUAGCCUAUGAGGCCGAAGGCCGCAUGGGCUAUUGGCUUAGAGGCCAUAAGGGCGCGAGGAAUAAUUGUUUUAGUAAAAUCCAACUAGUUCAAAAAUAUCGAGUCAAAAAUAUCGAGAAUAAAAAAAAAUUAGCUAGUUAAAGCUAGACUUAAAUCGUUUUUUGCGGCCAAAAAGCCGGCGCUUUUCGCUACUAGUGGGCUAUAACAUAUAGCCUAGUAGUAGCUCAACCAAUCAGAACGCAGCGUUGGUAAUAGACCACUAGUUGGAUUUUACUAAUAUGCAAUAUCCUCUAUAUCCGAGGUCGUAAUACAUUCUAAACUCGAUCCCUAUCAUGAAAAACCCCAGAUUCUACGACCACCUUUAUCUCUUUUCCUUGAGCCUUGUCCUCUUAAUUACUUCAAUUUACUGACACUCAUCGAAAGCAGAAUAACACGUGCUCGACUUAAAGUAUCAAGUUAGUUUAAAUUUUGCGUUCAAAUGUUUUUCAGAGAAGUGGAAGAAGAUCAAUACUGACCCAGUCUGCUUUGGAGCUCGAGAUGACUCAUAUAGGGCUUUCAACAUCAGAGAGAGUGGGGUCAUUUAUACCUUUAAACUCGUUCAUCUUAGUGGGUCAAUUAGAUGUAACACAGUACACCCACCUUCUUAUUGGGGAUGUGACAAUCCCUGGUUUGGAGUCACGAGACUCCAAACCGUCAUAACGUUCAAGAACAGAUCCGCUCUUUUGCUGGCAGAUUACAGGGAAAAAGGUUGUCACUAUUCAUAUAAGAUCGAAGGUGUAGGUGUUAAUGAGACCGAACUUCGAUUUAACAAUCUUCCCACUCCAAUGUCUGUGUCUGUUGGAGAUGAGUUUCAAAUUUGGUACACACAAGACUUAAAGGACUGUGGAGAAGGCAAUAACAGCGGUCAGACAUGUGCUGAUGUUUAUGCGUGGUACGCGUGA